Messenger RNA from Protopolystoma xenopodis, 537 nucleotides. The record is from the annotation of a GenBank genome assembly. NCBI's taxonomy places the organism in Eukaryota, Metazoa, Platyhelminthes, Monogenea, Polystomatidea, Polystomatidae.
AUAUUUUCUGCCGAGCUGACCGGCCACGAGCCAAUAUGGAGACAACUAGAAGCCAGCAUUAUGGCCUUUCUUGAAGCACCGGUACCUGAGACCCUUCCAGAGGGCCUGCGGAUUACUUAUGGCAGCGACCUCAACUCAAUUCCUAAAAGUUCCACUACUCAGAAAACUCCUGGAAUGCAGUCAACAGGGCUGACUGAUUUACUUGAACGAGCACGGAUUCUCAACAUACAGCUAAAUGAGCAAGUAGCAAAGCGUCUAACACGUCUCAACGACUGUCUCGAGUCGGCUCAGUAUCAGGCGGAUGCGAACGACGCGCGUGAUUGGAUGGCUGAACGGCGAGCUUUGUUGAGGGCCGUUGAAAAGGAGAUCAGACCAACUCAACUUACACAAAAGACCACGAAGGAAGAAGUAAAAUGGAUUUGGAAGGACUCUAGUAAGGAUGCAGGUGCUACGCAGGUUAGUUUAAAAUUAUAUAAUUAUAUAUUUUGGAUAGAGAAUAUAAAUCCUUCAUAUUUAAUAUAUAUAUUACUAUUUUGA